AUGACUAAAAAGAAUCUCUUUUGGCAGUUAAAGGCGACGAAGUUCUUUCAGAUGACAAAACUUGACUGGGUGGAAGCCGGUUUGCAGGUGUGCAGACAAGGGUAUAACAUGCUUAAUCUCCUUAUCCACAGAAAGAACUUGAACUACUUGCAUCUCGACUAUAACAUGAACUUGAAGCCAGUGAAGACGCUUACUACGAAGGAGCGCAAAAAGUCUCGCUUCGGAAACACCUUCCACUUAUGUCGCGAGAUUCUGCGCCUUACAAAGCUUGUUGUUGAUGCUCAUGUUCAGUUCCGCCUUGGCAAUGUCGAUGCUUUCCAGCUUGCAGACGCACUGCAGUAUAUCUUUGCGCACAUUGGGGCAUUGACUGGUAUGUACCGGUACAAGUACAAGCUCAUGAGACAAGUUCGCAUGACAAAAGAUCUCAAGCACUUGAUCUACUACCGCUUUAAUACUGGCCCUGUUGGCAAGGGUCCUGGAAAUGGCUUCUGGGCUCCUGGCUGGCGUGUCUGGCUCUUCUUCAUGCGAGGCAUUGUACCGUUACUCGAGCGCUGGCUUGGUAACCUCCUCGCGCGUCAGUUCGAGGGACGCAACAGCAAGGGCAUUGCGAAGACUGUGACAAAGCAACGUGUCGAGUCUCACUAUGACCUCGAGUUACGUGCGGCUGUCAUGCAUGACAUUCUCGACAUGAUGCCUGAGUCUAUUAAACAAAACAAGUCGAAGACGAUUUUGCAGCAUCUCUCGGAGGCGUGGCAUUGCCGGAAAGCGAACAUUCCAUGGAAAUACAUCAAGAGCAAAGCUGAUUGGUGGUGCUUGGUUGCACAUUAUAAUCGGGAGCGUAUCCGUCGAGGUGCUACAGUUGAUAAGGCAGUAGUGAAGAAAAAUCUGGGUCGGCUGACACGCCUGUACUUGAAAGCAGAGCAGGAAAGGCAGCAUGGGUACUUGAAGGAUGGGCCGUACAUCAGUGCGGAGGAGGCCGUUGCAAUUUACACAGCGACUGUUCACUGGCUUGAGAGCCGUAAAUUUGCUCCUAUACCAUUCCCGUAA
This is a messenger RNA of Suillus plorans, 1047 nucleotides long. Its product is annotated as PROCN domain-containing protein. Lineage: Eukaryota; Fungi; Basidiomycota; Agaricomycetes; Boletales; Suillaceae. Gene Ontology annotation, molecular function: pre-mRNA intronic binding; U6 snRNA binding; U1 snRNA binding. Gene Ontology annotation, biological process: mRNA splicing, via spliceosome; spliceosomal tri-snRNP complex assembly. The record is from RefSeq and is a predicted model, not a curated record. Gene Ontology annotation, cellular component: catalytic step 2 spliceosome; U5 snRNP. Bases 1 to 1047 code for a protein of 348 amino acids. The transcript is spliced from 4 exons.